CGCUGAGGCUGAGGAACUGCAUAAGGAAACAAAAAAAAAGAACAAAGCUCGUCCAGGACUCAGUUGUUUUCCCAUGACUAGUAACUACAUUGCUGGACAAAAAGGAGUAAACUGAGCCAACGCUGAACCAAACCAAGGCAGAGGAAAACACUGAUUUGAGAGACUACCGGACAAUGUCAGUGCCUCCCAGAAUUGUCCACAAGAGGAGGGAGACUAUCACAGCUCUGCCUCUCUACUACUCCGGACACCUGCUGAAGAAAGACAGCAAAGACAAGGAUUUCAAGAAUUACUAUGGAGAACUCCGUGGAGCUUCGUUGUUUCUGUACAAAGAUGACACACAGGAUACAUACAUAGAGAAACUGGACCUGGAACAGCUAAAGUCCAUGGAGUUGGACUUUCCAUAUCAAAAGAGAACACCUACCAUCUUCACUCUCAGCCUCAACACAGAGAAAAUGCAGCUUAAGAUGGAUAGUGCGGACACAGGAGAGUUGUGGAGGGGUUUCAUCCUGACUGUGGUCAAAAAGGAGAUUCCCAGUAAGCUGCAGCUGAUGCCUGGCCAGCUGUUGCAGCUGGAGGAAGUUCUCGCUCAGGAGAUAAGAAGAAAAGUCCCAUCGUCGUGUCCACCCCUCCCACCCCGACCAGGCUUCCUGACAGGCCCAGAUGUUGGUGCAUCUUCAUCACCCAAAGACAAGCCGGUGUCAGGGAUUCUUGACUGUUUCUUUGAUGUGACUCGAAAGGAGGCUGAGACGAUGCUUGAGGAAAACCCAGAGUAUGGAAGCAUCAUCCUCCGCCCGUCUGCCAUGGCCAACAACUACGCUGUGACCCUGAGACAAGUGACAGCCAGUGGGCCUGCGAUGAAGAAUUACAGAGUGACCCAGACAAACACAGGGUUUGUUAUUGAACUGGACACACCAGUGACGGUCCCCUCCCUAAAGGGCGUGCUUACAUAUUUCAUUGAAAAGACAGAGUACCGUCUUCAUCCCUACAUUCCAUCUCAACCCUACAACACUCGGAUUGAGGCGUCACCAGUUCCCAAGUGCCUCAACAUCACCUCAUCUGCACCUAAAACAAUACCAAAGGCGCAGGUGUCACCUAUGCUGCGAUCACAGACCAAAGAAGAGAUUCUGCCACCUCCAAGCAAGCCUGAUGAGGGAGAAUAUGUAGUUCCUGAUGAUCACAAUCCAAAUCACGCUCACUUUGAUGAUGAGCUCAGGAAAGUCUUAAAAAAACGGAGAGAAAACGUCUACGUUAUGACUGAUGAGAAGGAAGUCACCCCUUAUGACAAAGAACUACACUAACACAGUACAGUGGACACCUAG
This is a messenger RNA of Archocentrus centrarchus (flier cichlid), 1319 nucleotides long. Its product is annotated as signal-transducing adaptor protein 1-like. The transcript is spliced from 11 exons. Gene Ontology annotation, molecular function: protein kinase binding; signaling adaptor activity. NCBI's taxonomy places the organism in Eukaryota, Metazoa, Chordata, Actinopteri, Cichliformes, Cichlidae. Gene Ontology annotation, biological process: cell surface receptor protein tyrosine kinase signaling pathway; positive regulation of B cell receptor signaling pathway. The record is from RefSeq and is a predicted model, not a curated record.